AAAAGAAAAUGACAGACUUUACUUUGAAGCUGACAUUGCUGAGAACAGGUAAACAAGCAUAAAUCUCAAUGGGAGAAGAAAACCACACUUUUGUGGCUGAGUUUAUCUUCCUUGGCCUUUCACAGGACUUGCAGACCCAGAUCCUGCUGUUUAUUCUUUUUCUUAUCAUUUAUCUGUUGACUGUGCUUGGAAACCUGCUCAUCACUCUUCUCAUCUUCAUGGAUUCUCGACUUCACACCCCCAUGUACUUUUUUCUUAGAAAUCUCUCUUUCACAGAUCUCUGUUUCUCUACUAGUAUUGUCCUUCAAGUGUUGGUCCACUUCCUGGUAAAGAGGAAAACUAUUUCUUUUUUUGGGUGUAUGACACAGAUCAUUGUUUACCUUCUGGUUGGGGGCACAGAAUGCGCACUGCUGGCAGUGAUGUCCUAUGACUGGCAUGUGGCUCUCUGCAAGCCCCUGCACUACUCCACGAUCAUGACCCCACAAGUGUGUCUCCAGUUGACCAUAGGGUCCUGGGCCAGUGGUGCACUGGUGUCUCUGGUAGAUACCACCUUUACUUUUCAACUUCCCUAUCAAGGACAGAAUUAUCACUACUUUUGUGAACCCCCUGCCCUCCUGAAGCUGGCUUCAGCAGAGACUUACAGCACAGAAAUGGCCAUCUUUGCAAUGGGUGUGGUCAUCCUCUUAGCUCCUGUCUCCCUGAUCCUUGUCUCCUACUGGAAUAUCAUCUCCACUGUGAUCCAGAUGCAGUCUGGGGAGGGGAGGCUCAAGGCUUUCUCUGCCUGUGGCUCCCAUCUCAUUGUUGUUGUCCUCUUUUAUGGAUCAGGAAUAUUUACCUACAUGUGGCCAAAUUCCAAGACCACAGAAGAAUGGGAUAAAAUGAUAUCUGUGUUCUAUACAGUGGUGACUCCAAUGUUGAACCCCAUAAUUUAUAGCCUGAGAAACAAGGAUGUCAAAGGAACUCUCAGGAAACUGGCUGGAAGAAAGUCCUUUUCUCAGAGACGGUGACCUCUAGGUCUGACUUUUUGAGCUAUAGUAACAUCCUUAAAAGAGGAGCAGGAUUUCAGUCGACAGUUACAAGUUAGGUCAUUUCAGGAAGAGGCAUAAAAGUAAGGAACAUGUUCCAGAAACUGUGAAUACACCACCCUAAACAUACGGAAUAAAUAAAAGGAUGAAAAGUUAGGUUAUUUCUUGAUUAUGAAAAGCACUACAUGCUAUUUUGAAGGAGUUUUUGGUUAAUUCAGCUAACAUGGACAUGUUUUAAG
Molecule: messenger RNA, 1264 nt
Organism: Delphinapterus leucas (beluga whale)
Lineage: Eukaryota; Metazoa; Chordata; Mammalia; Artiodactyla; Monodontidae
Source: RefSeq, a predicted model, not a curated record